Molecule: messenger RNA, 1194 nt
Organism: Vicia faba (fava bean)
Lineage: Eukaryota; Viridiplantae; Streptophyta; Magnoliopsida; Fabales; Fabaceae
Source: the annotation of a GenBank genome assembly
AUGGAGAACGCUUUCGUGAGCGCUUCUGCGAUUACAGACCAAAGGCAAAAGAUAGAGCAGUAUAAGCACAUUCUUGCUGCAGUGAUUUCGUCGAACGAUAUCGGUCAAGCUAGAAAGUUCAUAGAUCACAUUUUAUCAGAUGAUGUUCCUUUAGUGGUGUCGCGGCAGCUUCUGCAGAGUUUUGCUGAGGAGUUGGGGAGAUUGACGCCGGAGACGCAGAAGGAGAUUGCUCAUUUUAUACUUGCUCAGAUUCAGCCUCGAGUUGUGUCGUUUGAAGAACAGGUUUUGGUUAUUAGAGAGAAAUUGGCCGAGCUUUAUGAAUCUGAAGAGCAAUGGUCAAAAGCCGCUCAGAUGCUCAGUGGUAUUGACCUAGAUUCAGGAAUGAGGGUAAUUGAUGAUACAUUCAGGCUAUCAAAGUGUGUCCAAAUUGCCUGUUUAUACCUCGAGGACGACGAUGCUGUCAAUGCUGAAGCUUUCAUUAAUAAAGCGUCAUUCUUGGUUAGCAAUAGCCACCAUGAAGUGCUGAAUUUGAAGUACAAGGUUUGCUAUGCGAGGAUCUUAGACCUGAAGAGGAAGUUCUUGGAGGCUGCCUUACGAUAUUAUGAUAUUUCUCAAAUUGAGAAAAGGCAAAUAGGGGAUGAGGAAAUUAAUGAGGAAGCACUUGGACAAGCUUUAUCUGCUGCCGUUACAUGCACAAUAUUGGCAGGUGCAGGACCUCAACGUUCCCGUGUUCUUGCCACAUUGUACAAGGAUGAGCGUUGUUCAAAGUUGAAGAUCUAUCCCAUACUGCAAAAGGUGUAUUUGGAAAGAAUUCUUCGAAGGCCUGAAAUUGAUGCUUUUGCAGAAGAACUGAAACCACAUCAGAAAGCCCUUCUUCCAGACAAUUUCACUGUGCUGGACCGAGCAAUGAUUGAGCAUAAUCUUCUUAGUGCAAGCAAACUUUAUACUAAUAUCAGCUUUGAUGAGUUAGGCACACUACUGGGAAUCCCACCUCCCAAGGCUGAGAAGAUAGCAUCACGAAUGAUUUAUGAGGAUAGGAUGAAGGGAUCUAUUGAUCAGGUUGAAGCUAUCAUACAUUUUGACGAUGAUACUGAAGAGUUGCAGAGAUGGGACCAGCAGAUUGUUGGCCUAUGUCAAGCUCUCAACGAUGUUUUGGAUAGUAUGGCUAAGAAGGGCAUUCCAGUUCCUGUUUGA